UUUGAUUCUUAUUCUUGGUCACACCACAUACAUAGGUAAACAAAGCAUGGUCCGCAUUAAAAAUAGAUAUAUUGCAGUGCAGAUUGUGCCACAUACACCAACAAACACACUGCGCCUAAAUGACUACACGUUGAGCAAAUGCCUGCUUCAAAAUGUUGAGAAAUACUAUGGUGUUUAUGGUCUCGGCCUGAUCGAGAAUGGAUUCCGGGUAAAAUAUUGCAAUGAUCGCACCAAAAUAGCCAUCAUACGCUGUCUCCAUCGCGGUCAGCAAUUUGUUUCCAGCGUUUUGCCUCUGAUUACACUGAUUGGAGACGUGAGGGCGAAAUUCAGAACCCUCUACAUUGGAGCUACAAUAAUCCAAUGCAACAAGUUUAUAAUCAAACAUCAGAAACAAUUCCUGGAUAAGGAAAUGGGCCAGCUGACCUCCGCCAAAGAACGACAGGAUCUCUUCAAACGUGUCAUGGAAUUCGACAUGGACAGAUAACAAAUGGAUUUAAAGUCGUUCAGUGUAUAAUUAAGUAAAUAUAGUACAUGGUUUUCUUAAAGAAAA
Molecule: messenger RNA, 550 nt
Organism: Drosophila bipectinata
Lineage: Eukaryota; Metazoa; Arthropoda; Insecta; Diptera; Drosophilidae
Gene: Pop5
Product: POP5 ribonuclease P/MRP subunit
Biological process (GO): tRNA 5'-leader removal
Cellular component (GO): ribonuclease P complex
Molecular function (GO): ribonuclease P RNA binding
Source: RefSeq, a predicted model, not a curated record